Messenger RNA from Chondrus crispus (carragheen), 1350 nucleotides. RefSeq lists its product as hypothetical. Lineage: Eukaryota; Rhodophyta; Florideophyceae; Gigartinales; Gigartinaceae. The record is from RefSeq and is a predicted model, not a curated record. The coding region runs from base 1 to 1350 and encodes 449 amino acids. Gene Ontology annotation, cellular component: proton-transporting V-type ATPase, V0 domain; vacuolar proton-transporting V-type ATPase complex. Gene Ontology annotation, biological process: proton transmembrane transport; vacuolar transport; vacuolar acidification. Gene Ontology annotation, molecular function: proton-transporting ATPase activity, rotational mechanism. The transcript is spliced from 4 exons.
AUGUACUGUAUUGUAUUCAGUCUUUGGCUUCGAUAUCAACAGCAACAACAACGACCGUUGCGCAACGCUCCCUUCGCAUCCCAGUCAUCCGCUGUAAGGCCCACCCCAGUCCUAGACUCGUUUCCCCACCAUCUCUCCUUGAAUCGUUUCUAUCUCUCUGACGUAGCGAAUCCCUCAACCGAUUCCUUCCCACCCUCGAUCCCCCGUCCUUGCCGCUCCGUGCCUUUUCCUCUCUGCCCCGUCGCUUCUCCGCUCGUCCCCGUUCGUCCCCACUCAGCUCUGAGAUCAAACAUGGCGCCGGGCGGUAUGCUUCUGUUUAAUGUCGACGAUGGGUAUCUUGAAGGUAUUCUGCGCGGAUAUCGUUCGGGCUUUCUUUCCUCAUCCGACUUCGUCGCCCUGACCCAAUGCGAGUCACUCGACGAUGUCAGGAUGCAUCUCACGGCCACCGACUAUGGAAAUUUCCUGCAAAACGAGCCCACCCCGCUCUCCACCAAAACCAUCGCUGAGCACGCCACCAAGAAGGUCGUCGACGAGUUCCGUUUCAUCCGUGCGCAAGCCACGGGUACCCUUGGCCGCUUUCUCGACUUCCUGACCUACCCCUACAUGAUUGACAACCUCAUCCUGCUCAUCACGGGCACCCUCCACGACCGCGACAUCUCCGAGCUCAUCGACAAGUGCCACCCGCUCGGCCUCUUCGACUCCAUGGCCUCGCUCUGCAUCGCCUCCACCCCCGAGGAGCUCUACCGCGAGAUUGUCGUCGACACCCCGCUCGCCCCGUACUUUGUCGAGUGCGUGUCGCUGGAAGAUCUUACCGACAUCAACAUUGAAAUCAUCCGCAACACCUUGUACAAGGCUUACUUGCAGGACUUUUACGCUUACUGCAUCAAGAUGGGCGGAGCCACCGCCGAACUCAUGGGUGAGAUUCUCAAGUUUGAGGCUGACCGACGCGCCAUUAACAUCACCAUCAACUCGUUCGGUACUGAGCUGACCAAGCACGAGCGCGAGAAGCUGUAUCCUACUAUUGGCACCCUGUUUCCGGAGGGUAUCGUAAGACUUGCUCGUGCGGAUCACCCCCAGGCGGUCGCUUCCGCCAUCGAGCCGUACAGCACGUACAGGAAGCUCUUCCAAACGGCCGCGGAUAAUAUUGAUAAGAGCUUGGAGGACGCGUUUUUUGAACACGAAGUGCAUUUGUGCAAGCUGACCUUCGAGAUGCAGUUCCAUUAUGCCAUCUUUUACGCCUAUCUCAGGCUCAAGGAGCAGGAAGUCAGGAACAUAUUGUGGAUUUCGGAGUGUAUUUCACAAAAGCAAAAGCGAAGAAUUAACAAUUUUGUGACGUCGGCAUUCUCCUAG